Messenger RNA from Colletotrichum lupini, 828 nucleotides. RefSeq lists its product as uncharacterized. Lineage: Eukaryota; Fungi; Ascomycota; Sordariomycetes; Glomerellales; Glomerellaceae. The transcript has 4 exons. Bases 1 to 828 code for a protein of 275 amino acids. The record is from RefSeq and is a predicted model, not a curated record.
AUGCACUUCUCUUCCUCUUCUCUUGGCGCCCUUGUUGUGGUCGCGGCUGGUGCCGCCGAUGCCGCAAAGUGCCCUAUCCAGUUCGAUGGCAGAAUCCCAACAAACUUCACACCCGCCUCUUUCGACACCUCUGCGAGUCCCUUCAACAAUGGCUUUGUUUUCGGCAAGGGUCUGAAGGCCAGUGACGUUGUCACUAUUCCGACAGGCUUGUCGUCUCUGCUCGACGGCCCGGCAAACAAGCCUUUCCAAGUCAACAUUGACGACAGAUCCAUCUUUGCGCCCACCGAGACCAAUGUGCAAACGGGCUUCCGCCGCGCAGAGAUGCUGCCCAUGAGCAAUAACGGCACCGACCCAUCCACCUCCGGCAUCAAGACGGUCCACUGGAGCAUGAUGAAGGACCCUAAGAAGCCGCUUAACUUAACCCACGAAUACCAAAUGUACGGCGAUCUCAUCGGCAUUCACCCGGCGGACCCGGAUGUUCUCCACCUGUUUGGCAACUCCAACACCAACCCGUCGCCGGAGCUCUUCAAGACCAAGUUCACUGAGGGCGUGUUCCACAACUUUGCCCUGACUUUGGACUUUGGCAAGAACUUGACUCGGGUGUACUAUUCUCAAGGGAAUGCCCCUCUUGUCGCUCAGGGCCAGCCCAUCGAGAACGACAUCUCGGGACAGGGACAGUUUCACUUUGGCGUUUUGAAGAAGUCGAUCAACGGCACCGGUGACCUCACGAAGUCCGGUUUCCACGAGUCUGGAAUCAACGAGGGCAUCAUUUUCGGUUCCAUCUUUGAGGAGGACAGCAUCGAUGGCUGUGUGACCUUGUCUCUUUGA